Messenger RNA from Drosophila gunungcola (fruit fly), 758 nucleotides. RefSeq lists its product as uncharacterized. Lineage: Eukaryota; Metazoa; Arthropoda; Insecta; Diptera; Drosophilidae. The record is from RefSeq and is a predicted model, not a curated record. The transcript has a single exon. The coding region runs from base 273 to 758 and encodes 161 amino acids.
UUGAAAGUUUAGGUUUUUAUAUGGGAAUAAAUGUUUGUGCGGCUUUGAAAUACGAUUUUUCUUCGUGUGUACAACUAUCAUUUUUAGCCAAUACUUGGCGAAUUCUGAGCAAACAAUCUAGGAAUAUGUAUAAACAAAUUUGAUAGAAACAGCUGCGUAAAUUUUACCAAUAGUCCUUGGGUAAGAAGAGCGCCUGUGAUCGACCCACUAUAUAAGCCUUUCCGAAAUCCGACAUCACCAUCAAUCUACAAUCUCCAAUCAGCAAAUCCACAAUGAGAGCAGCCACCAUCAUCUCCGCAAUCUUCGUCCUGACAGCCUGUCUCUUGAGGAGCAGCGAAGCGGCGACCUGUACCGUUGCUCCCACCGACGCUAACUGCAUCAACUGCACCACCAAUCCCACGGAAGCCGAGUGCGUUGCCGAGGCCGCAGCUGCCGCAGCUGCCGCAGCUGCCGCAGCUGCCGCCACAACCACCACAACCACUGUGGCGCCAACCUCUACAACCACCGAAGCGUCGACCAGCACUUCGUCCGGAAACCGGAAGAUCGUGCGCGUUAGCAACCUGAGCUACUCCGUCACCCGUCGCAUCCGCGUCAACAGCACCACCACCCGCUCCACCAGCCGCAGUGGCAAGACAAAUCGCAGACGCUCCACCAACGCGAACCGCAACCUAAGGCGCAAAAACAACAAAAACAAAGCCAAGCGGGGCAACACGAGAGCCCGACGUGGAAAUGGCAACGUUCGUGUCGUGGUUGGUUAG